Molecule: messenger RNA, 1487 nt
Organism: Scylla paramamosain (green mud crab)
Lineage: Eukaryota; Metazoa; Arthropoda; Malacostraca; Decapoda; Portunidae
Product: troponin C, isotype gamma-like
Exons: 6
Coding region: 25-783 (252 amino acids)
Biological process (GO): regulation of voltage-gated calcium channel activity
Cellular component (GO): cytoplasm; myosin II complex
Molecular function (GO): calcium channel regulator activity; calcium ion binding
Source: RefSeq, a predicted model, not a curated record
AGCAUAACGCGCCUCUUUACCGGUAUGUUUUACUGUGGGUUACCUGCCCAGGUGACAUAUUUAGCACCGAGGCGGCUGAGAGGAGCCGUUCAGUUCUCACCUACUGCAGGGGAGGCUCCAGAAGGCUGCUCCCGGCCGCCCGCCCUCCGCCCUCCACCACCCACUUCCACCACCAUUGCCUCCACCACCUACAGUGUAAAAGCAUCCACGUCUUCCCCACAGCCAACACUAAGCAGCCACACCCAGUCCUCGUUCAAGCACCCAGUUCUCGUCUCGCCUGCGUCUUGUUUUCGCCUGACGGUUCUUCUGCACAUCUGCUUCUUAACGUCCGCCGCCAUGGAUGAAGAACAGAUUGCCACCAUGAAGAAGGUGUUUCAGAUGUUCGACCAGGGCAAGACGGGCUUCGUGGAGUGCAGUAAGUUUGUCAACAUCCUGAACACACUGGGCCAGGCCUUUGACGAGGAUGAGCUCAAGAACAGGAUUGCGGAGAAUGACCCCAACAAAGAAGGGAAGGUGGAUUUUGAGAAGUUCUGUGCCAUUGUAAUGCCCUUCCUAGAGGAGGACGACGACGAAGCCAUGCACGAGGAGCUCAAGGAGGCCUUCAGACUGUACGACAAGGGCGGCGACGGCUACAUCACCACGCAGACGCUGAAGGAGAUCCUGAGAGAGCUGGACAACAAGCUCUCGGAGGAGGACCUGGAUGGCAUCAUUGACGAAAUCGACGAGGACGGCUCUGGGACAGUCGACUUCGAUGAAUUCAUGGAGAUGAUGACGGGAGAGUGAAAAGGAGAUCUGAGCCACUCUCUCUCUCUCUCUCUCUCUCUCUCUCUCUCUCUCUCUCUCUCUCUCUCUCUCUCUCUCUCUCUCUCUCUCUCUCUAUUUUUUCUUUUCAUUUCAUUUCUCUGAAUUUCUUUCAUAUAAUUUGGUCUUGUUUUUUUUUUUCCCUCUAUGCUUCCAAAGGCAAUGUAUUCAUUCCCUUUAAUAUUUUUUUUCAUCUUUUUCCCUCGAUGCUCUUGCUUCCAUUUUUUUUUAUUUUAUAUUUUCUGCACUGCAUAAUAUUCAAUGUUUCCUUGGUUUUAAGUUUUCUAUCAUCAUUGUCACGCUUGCACAUAUUUAUUUAUUUUUUCGCUUCCUUGUUAUUAUUUUCCAUCAUGUAUUUCUCUCUCUGGCUUUACUCUUCCGGUCUUUCUCCAUUCCAUUUUUCAAGUCUUUACCUGUAAGGUUUUGAGUAUACGUAAUUUGUAAUUCAUGUCGGUAAUGUAUUUUUUUUCCUGUAACUCGAUAUCCUGCCAUUAACUGUCACUGUAUGUAUAUGAUGUACAACGUUGCUGCACGUGUAAUUAAUCUUUUUAUUCACAUAAACAAUUGUCACGUAUUUGGUUUCUUCUGCAAUGAGGAACGUUUCACUCAAGACCCUUCGCGCUGCCUCUCCAAUGCUGCAAAAAAAACAAGAUCACAUCUACUUUAUAAAUCUUCUUCAGGAACAA